UAAGUUCCUUUGUAACUUUCCUGCGUACUUGUGGAGCAAAUUAAGUACACUAUCGUGUUACUAUAAAAUGAAGUUCGGGAAAGAAUUUGCUGCUCAAAUGGUGCCUGAAUGGCAGGAAGCUUACGUGGAUUACAGUUCGUUGAAGACGUGUUUGAAAGAAAUCCAUCGUCGGAAACAACAGAAUCGGGAGCCGGAUACCCAAGCUCGGCUUCAACGAGCCUUGACGCUUUAUAGAAGCUUCAGCGGUUUGAAUCGCACACAAAACAGACGUGCGAGUUCUUUCGACGAUCACGAUGUUGAAAGCCAAACGAUUCUCGUGAAUUCUGUGCGAGGAAAUGGCUCGGGGAAGUACGAGACCACUUUUCUCAUGGUUACAGAAGAAGGAGCUGAAUACGAGCAAGAGUUCUUUAAAAAGCUCGAUAAUGAGUUGAAUAAAGUUGACGAGUUUUAUAGAUCUAAGGUGAAGGAAGUAAUGGUUGAAGCCGAUGCACUCACUGAUCAAAUGCAUGCUUUAAUUGCUUUUCGGAUAAAAGCUGAUAAAUUAGAGGAGGGGUUUGUUUCUGGUUCUAGUGACCAAAUCAUGAUUCACAUGAACGAGUUACAGGGAACGACUGAUGUUAAACAAUCCAACAAUGGCUGCCAAGAGAUCCAAGAAGAUGACCCCAAGAAAUUUCCCAGUAUUAGACUUGCUCCACAAGAGGUGUUGAAUCAUGUGAAGUUGAAUCCAGCUACUUCAACACCUGCUAAAAUGAAUUUCAACAGGAAGAAUCUAAAGAAAAUCGAAAACCAAUUGAAACGUGCCUUUAUUGAAUUUUAUUACAAGCUUCGGCUUCUCAAGAACUACAGCUUCUUAAAUGUGCUAGCAUUCUCUAAAAUCUUGAAGAAAUAUGAUAAGAUGGCACUGAGAAGAGCAUCAAAGUAUUAUAUGAGGACACUGGAUGAUUCUUAUCUUGGUAACUCCGACGAGGUAACAAAGCUAAUGGAGAGGGUUGAAGCCACAUUCAUCAAACAUUUCUCGAAUUCAAACCGGAGUAAAGGCAUGAACAAGUUGAGACCAAAAAAGAAGAAAGAAAGGCAUAGGAUAUCAUUCGGCACAGGCUUCUUCGCUGGCUGCACAGCGGCCCUCGUACUGGCUCUGGUAUUGAUUAUACAUGCUCGCAAUAUCCUCGAUAAGGAAGGAAGAGCUCAGUACAUGGAAAGCAUGUUCCCACUAUAUAGUUUGUUUGGUUUCAUGGUUCUGCAUAUGCUUAUGCAUGCUGGGAAUAUAUACUUUUGGAGGAAAUACAGAGUUAAUUACUCCUUCAUAUUUGGCUUCAAGCAAGGAACAGAGCUAGGAUUUCGGGAAGUUCUUCUCUUGAGUUUCGGUCUCGGAACGCUAGCACUCAUUAGCGUGGUCUCCAACUUGGACAUGGAAAUGGAUCCUAAAACCAGAGAUUAUAAAGCAUUGACUGAACUACUCCCUUUAAGCUUGCUUAUGCUUGUGGUAAUUGUAUUACUCUGUCCUUUCAACAUCCUUUAUCGCUCAAGUCGCUUCUUCUUGCUCACAACUUUGUUUCGUUGUAUCUGUGCUCCUCUCUACGUGGUCCGAUUUCAAGAUUUUUACUUGGCAGAUCAGUUUACUAGUGAGGUGCAAGCAUUCAGAAGCCUGGAAUUUUACAUUUGUCAUUAUGGUUGGGGAGAUUUCAAACUCAGACAAAACACAUGCAGAUCAAAUGACAUAUUCAACACUUUUUACUUCAUUGUAGCUGUAAUCCCCUACUGGUCUCGUCUCCUCCAGUGUGUACGAAGGUUCUACGACGAGAGAGAUUCAAUGCAAGCAUUCAACGGAUUGAAGUACUUUCUGACAAUUAUUGCUGUGUGUACGAGGACUGCUUAUGGCCUGGACAGGGGAACCAGUUGGGAAGCAUUAGCUUGGACGUUCUCAGCCAUGGCAGCUAUCUAUGGUACUUAUUGGGACCUUGUUGUCGACUGGGGGCUUCUUCAAAGGCAGUCCAAGAACCGCUGGUUGAGAGACAAGCUUCUAAUCCCUUACAAAAGUGUAUAUUUUGGAGCAAUGGUUUUGAACGUGUUGCUGAGAUUUGCGUGGUUGCAAACCGUGUUGAAUCUAAAUCUGUCAUUGCACAGAGAAACAUUGACUGCUAUCGUUGCUGGUAUCGAGAUUAUUCGACGUGGCAUAUGGAAUUUCUUCAGGUUGGAGAAUGAACAUUUGAACAAUGUGGGGAAAUUUCGUGCGUUUAAAUCGGUCCCACUGCCUUUCUACAGCGAUGAGGAUGAAGACCGUACGGAUUAGAUUGCUGCAAAUAUCAGGGAGAUGAAGAGUAGAGAAAGCCAAGUUUUAUUUUUGUUCUUCUACUUCUUUUUAUAAAAGAGAUGGUAAUGGAAGAUAGGAAACGAACU
Messenger RNA from Hibiscus syriacus, 2397 nucleotides. Its product is annotated as phosphate transporter PHO1 homolog 7-like. The record is from RefSeq and is a predicted model, not a curated record. Gene Ontology annotation, biological process: cellular response to phosphate starvation; phosphate ion transport. Gene Ontology annotation, cellular component: plasma membrane; trans-Golgi network; cytoplasm. The transcript has 10 exons. Lineage: Eukaryota; Viridiplantae; Streptophyta; Magnoliopsida; Malvales; Malvaceae. Gene Ontology annotation, molecular function: inositol hexakisphosphate binding. The coding region runs from base 68 to 2290 and encodes 740 amino acids.